Magallana angulata is the source of this 4366-nucleotide messenger RNA. RefSeq lists its product as uncharacterized. The coding region runs from base 1495 to 4194 and encodes 899 amino acids. The record is from RefSeq and is a predicted model, not a curated record. The transcript has 2 exons. Lineage: Eukaryota; Metazoa; Mollusca; Bivalvia; Ostreida; Ostreidae.
CAGGAAAAUCCAGAUAUGUCUGUCCUAAAACAAGCUGCAGAUAGUGCCACGAAGAAGGCAAUUGACGCUUUCCAAGUGUUGAUGUCAAAGGGCCGCGAUUAUCCAGAUAAAAAAGAUUACAGGUGAGUCUUGUGUCUAUCUAGCGCAGACUGAUAAAUAUUCCUUUAGGAUAAGGGGAAUAUAUUUCUAUCAGUUCUGUAAAACUAAUUCUUGUUUUCUUUUUUCUUCAAUGAAAACAAUUUAAUCUUAAAGCUAUUGUUUAAAUGUUGUAUAUUAUACAUGUAUGUCAACGCUGCACUAUCUGAAAAGGAUUGUAAAAAUCUAUUAAAGUAUCAUUGCAUGACAAUGCAUUCCUAACAAAUAGUAUUAAAGCAAUUUUAACUUGGUGUGCAAUAGCAGUGCAUGCAUUUGUCAGAAUACUAUAUAUAGGAGAGAAAAUGUGGCAAUUAAAUUCUCACAAAUUCAUGUUCUGUAAGACAAUCCUCUAGUAUAAUGAAUGUGAAGGGCUUGCAAACAAACUUUCCAAUAUUGAUAUGUAUGAAAGAAUAUUUUUUGUUUGAAUACCAUUGAAUGGCAAGUGAUUACCUAUUUGUUUUCCAUAAUUUUUAGAUAUAAAGUAGAGAUGGACAUCCUAUUCAUUCAUAGAUAAAUGUUGAGUUGAUGGAUGUUGUCCGGCUUUUAAUUGUCCUUGAUUCUCUCAAAUAUUAAACUAUAAAAAUGUGUUACUUCAAAUUACAGUAAUUUAACCAAGAAGGAUGAGUUGUAUAAUGAGCUGGUUGCAGACUUCAGAGAAAAAGAAUUGAGCUUUCCUAAACCAACAGCUAAAAGUGAUGGGCAGUAUUUCAUACAGUAUGACAGCAGAUUGGACCAACAGUAAGUUGAACAUAUGGCACAAUGCUUUACAUUGUGCAUAUAUAUAUAUAUAUUGGUUGUGGCAUUGUAGGUAGAUGUGCUUUAAACUUUGCUUAUAUACCAAUAGCUAGCUCUCCAUUUAGCAUGCACUUUUCUGAUACACAGAAUUUAACCCUCAAAAUAUUUCCUGCACCUUAAUGAUGUAGAAUGCAUUUUGUUAAAUACAUGUAUAUAUUAAUUGUUUCUAACAAUUUUUAAAAACACCUGAAAUCAAUGUGGAUUUUGCACUUUAUAUAGCUUAAUUAUCUGACAGUUUUAAAGUGUUUAAAACUCUUUAUCAAAUUCUAUACCAUGUUUAGGCAUGAAAUUGUAUUGUUAUCAUUUCUUGUCUGAAUUUAAAUUUGUAUUCGAAAUAUAAACAUCAUUUGUACAUGUAUAUAUUUGCUCUACGAAAAAACUUUUGAAUUUUAAUACAAUAUAUUAAAUAAAUUUGUAUUACAUUUUCAGGUGCUGUGUAAUGCUUUGUGGUAUGUUACAAAUAAGCAUGACACCAUCAAUGAAGAGAGUUCUAGAAAAAGUGUUCUUGCAAUCCCAAAGUUUUUCAAAAAAUACCAAAACUAUAAUGACACUAAAAGAAAAAAGAUGAAAUGUAUAAAAUUGUCAGCCAAUUCCUUGGAAAGUCAUAGUCAGGCCCUCUACAGUAUACUUUUGAAACCAGUGAUAAAAAGCAGUCCUUCCUGGUGCAGAUUGCAUGAUGACAUCAAAGCCUUAGCAGACUGUUUGUCCCAUUACAAAGAUUUUCUUAACAAAAAGGCAAAGGAAAUAGGCAACAACCACAACUUACUACACCCAGUAAGAACAGUUGGUGAAUUUACUUCUGUAGAGCACAGAAGAAGCUGUAGACCUUGUGACCUCGACAAAAGAUACACUUUAUUGGAUGUUGCACUUAGAGAAGGAUCAGGAGACUUUCAUGUUUUUUUCGAUGAAGAAAAAUACUUGGAGCAUCCAUUUCAAAGCAAUAUUCAGAGAUACAGAUUCUUCUCAGAACUACAUCUGACAGUGCCAAUAGACAUAUUCAGAUUUUGUCCGGGCGGCUCGGUUGUGUCAAGUGUUUGUGUUGUUCCAGCAAGCGAAAAAAGAUCAGAACAAGAAAUUCUUGUUGACGGGGCUAGGUUUGCUCUAAAAAACAAGCAUCUUUUCAAGGAAUAUCACACCAGAGCCAUGAGACGAGCAUUUAAGGAGAAAGUGAAUAAUAUUACCCGUAUAUCUCCGGCAGUUCUAGAUAUGAUAUAUAAAGAACUUACCCUGGAUGCUACUACUGCAGCACAUCCAGACACUCAAGAAAGACUACGCUUAAUAUCUCUUGGUGAAACAGAACUUAUUGCAGACCUUCGACAUAUUAAUCCAGGGAGGCCAUCUGACAAGUUUGAUGAGUUUUUCCACCAUUUAGCAUCAGUUGUUGAGGAAUCUACAGCAGCAGAUGAACGGCGACACUCAAAUGCCCAUCUUUCAGAAUGGAUUUCUUUAGGUGACUUGAUGGAAAGAGCUAUUGAAAGAUGUCCAGCAAAUACACUGAUUCCUUCAAAAGCACUAGUGAGGCUGCAGUUUGCACCCAGAAAUCCCUAUGCCAAAACAGCAUGGUCAUUUACAUCAAAGAUUGAUGUACAAUAUAAAAUACAGAAAAGACAAUUAAGAGCAUACCAUCCAGAUGAACACUAUUGUAAUGCCUUGUUCAAAUACCAGAGAGAACGUGCUAUCGAACUGAACAAUCUCAUUGAUAUUAAUGUUGUUUUCUUCAGUUGCGAUGACAAGGCAAAAGUUCCAAUAGGAGAACCUGGAUUUGCUGUGAGUACUGGUGUUAGAGGAAAGAAAUCUAUUGCGCCAACAUCAACAACACUUGUGGCGGGAGAUCAUGAUAUGACAAAAUCUAGCCUAACACCAUCUGUAUCUCUGCAAAUAGAUAUACCAGGAUCUACAGAUGACUCUUUUGUCAGAGGACAAGUUAGUGUGACAGUGAAUGACUCUGUGUUUCAAGCAUCCACUCCUUUCAGACAUGCUGUUUCAAUAUCCAAACAAAUUGUGGACAAAGAGCAAGUCAAUGUUUUGUUAAAGUAUUCUGAUGGAGGAGUUGAUCACAGAAACAACCUAGAAAGUGUAAAAUGUGCAUAUAUAUGUAUGUUCAAAGAGUUAAAUCUUGAUAUGCUAAUACUCUGUAGAUGUGCUCCUGGCCACAGUUGGCGAAAUCCUGCUGAAAGAGUGAUGUCUAUUCUUAACCUUGGGCUACAGAACUGUUCACUAGAAAGAGAAAGACUCCCUGAACAUGAUGAAGCUUUGUUGAAAAAAUGCGGCAGUAUGAAAGAGAUCAGGCAAAUGUCUGUUAAAGAACCACAUCUGAAAGAGGCAUACAGAACAUCAAUUGAGCCAGUCCAAGCCCUUAUUCAAAAUAGAUUUAGAAGACUUAAACUGAAGGACAAGCCAAUAGAAACCAAAGAUCCAAUCACCGAAGAUGAAAUUGACCUGUUCAAGAGACAUUUAAGAGAAAUGUUCCCAGAAAUGAACUUGGAAAAACUUCAGAAAGUGAACACAGACAAAGUCAAGUCAUACACCAGUUGGAAACAAAGGCACUGCCAGGAGAGGCAAUAUAGCUUUCAAAUAAGGAAAUGUACAGAUGCUGGCUGUUGUAUUGCUCCAAACAUACCAAGAGAGAAGAUGGCUUGGCUGCCAGACCCCGUUUUGAGAGAAGACGAAGAUGGGCAUUUUCAAAUUUAUUCCGAAGUGAAUGGGAAGGAUACGUCAGAAGCAGAUAGACCCACCUACACAUCAGCCACUACAAGAUUAAGUCUGGGAAAGAAACGGAAAGUCAAUACCAAGACAACGGAUCCAAGUUUUAAUAUUAUAUCAACGGAUCCUGAUGUUCAAGGCAACUUCUCACUUACUGCACAAACUGCCCGUUCAACAACUAAAUGUGUAGAGUGUUUAAAGCCCAGAGUCAUCUAUGGAAAACUGAAAUUAUCGGGGAGACAAGAGUUGCUCUUGGCAGAGUUAAUAAGUGAAUACAGCUACACUUGUGGUGCCCCAUUGACACCACCAGGGCACAGUCUCCAUGGGAAAACCACGUUGAAAUUGGGGAUUGACUGCUCAUCUCCCUUGGAGUUAACAUAUUAUUCUUCAUCCCUGGGACCCACAGAUCUGUGUUAUUAUUGUGGGACAGAUGGUGCCUUAUUUGAUGUUUCACUAAAACAAAAAUUCAAAUCUGUUUUGCCUGUGUGCAAGCCUUGCCUAGAGAAAGGUCUUGCAUAUCCAACAUUUAGACCAUAUGGUAGAACAAAUACAAAGAAUUGAUAUGCAAGACCUUUCUCUAUAGCCAGUUCCAAGACAAAAUUAAACAAUGACAACAAAUACUUGGUUUUUUUUUUAUCUUACCCAGUUUAAUAGAUAAAUGGUUUAAUAUGCACAAUUGAACAGAUGGAGAGAAAAAAAAAAAAAAAAAAAAAAAAAAAAAAAACCCUACCUA